Messenger RNA from Acanthopagrus latus (yellowfin seabream), 761 nucleotides. RefSeq names its product lymphocyte antigen 6D-like. The coding region runs from base 62 to 301 and encodes 79 amino acids. Lineage: Eukaryota; Metazoa; Chordata; Actinopteri; Spariformes; Sparidae. The transcript has 3 exons. The record is from RefSeq and is a predicted model, not a curated record.
UGUUUGUGUGUCAGUAUAAAAGCGCCUGUGCAGGAGGUUUGUCCACAUACCAUCUGACAACAUGAAGCUGCUACUUCUCACGCUCGUGGUGCUGCUGUGUAGCACUCAAGUGCUCACACUCACAUGCUACACCUGUGGUGGUGCAAGUGACCCCGACUGUAAGACAGAGACGGUGUGCCCACCGACAGCUCAGUUCUGCAAGACCGUAGAGUCAGGGGGUGAUAUCACCUCUCGGACCUGUGAGGCUUUGUGUUCUGAAGAAACGUAUGGCGUAUCCUGCUGCUCGACAGAUCUCUGCUAGAGACGAAGCAUCACUCUUCAAGCUGUCCCUUUCGUUUUCUUGCUAGUCAAAAAUAUGCGUGAAAAAAAACGUUAAAUCAGAACAUCCUGUCUUUGAUUUGUCUUGUUAUUGUUCACUUUCAAUGAGAAUUGCAAACGCUGAACUGUUGAACCUCAUUCAGCAUCUCACAGCCGCCUCAAGCUGCACAGUCCUCUGGUAGUCACAGCCAUGAUUUUUUUUUUCUUUUUAAAUGAAUAAUGUUGGAAGCAGGGCAGCUGCUCACACACACACGCACACAGGCAUACAUGCCAACAAACACACUUAAUCCCCUCUUGAUGUCACUUAGUGGGUCACUGCAGCAGCCGACUGCUAUGUGGGUUGCUGUCUGUCUGUCUGUGUUGCAAUGCAAAGUUGGACUAUCAACUCAUCUGUUUCAAAAUCACUGAAUGGAGAAUGAAUAAAUCUUUGAAUUGAUCUCAUC